Molecule: messenger RNA, 1276 nt
Organism: Gaeumannomyces tritici R3-111a-1
Lineage: Eukaryota; Fungi; Ascomycota; Sordariomycetes; Magnaporthales; Magnaporthaceae
Product: hydrolase
Exons: 3
Coding region: 259-1170 (303 amino acids)
Source: RefSeq, a predicted model, not a curated record
CUGUUCUUUUUCUUUUCCUGGUGGAGCGAAAAUGUCGACAAGGGGCACGCCACAGUUGAAUCAACCAACCUGACCGGGACUAGCAAAACGGGCACGACGCCCCCCUCGGCAAGAACUGUCGGUCAACCUGAAUGUCGUUGCCCGCCUGUUUCUUUAGCCGCAUAGACGACCAUUUCACGAGUACGACUAACGAUACCCAAAAGCCCCUAGUUCUAGCGGAGAAGUAAAAAAUAAGAGAAGAAAAAAAGCAAGAACAAGAUGGCAGCCAAGACCACAAUCCAAGUGCCGCACCUCGGCGUCGCAGCCGGCUACCGCCUGUCGGGCGGCGCCGUGGACGCGUCCAAGCCGACCGUGGUGCUCGUCAACUCCAUGUGCACCACGUCGUCGCUGUACGACCACCAGUUCGCCAACGCCGAGCUCACGGCGGCCGUCAACCUGCUGGCCGUCGAGCCGCUCGGCCACGGCGCCACCAGCUGCCCGUCGUCGGACGCCUUCACCUACUGGGACUCGGCCCUGGUGGCCCUGCAGGUCAUGGACGGCCUCGGCGUGCAAAAGGCAUUUGCUCUCGGCACCAGCCAGGGCGGCUGGAUCGUCGCUCGUAUGGCCCUCUUGGCCUCUGAGAGGAUACUCGGCAUCCUUCCACUUGGCACGUCCAUGGACUACGAGUCUGCGGCGUCGCGCGAGGGCGGCGCCUGGGACCCUAACGCCCAGCUGGCGGCCUUUUACGACGCCUGGAGCGCCGCCCCCGCCGCCGCCGCGGCGCCGACGACCGACUUUGUCGUCGACGACAUCUGGUGCGGCAUGGUCGGCAGCCUCGGCUUCUCGGGCACCGUCCCGCCCGAGACGCUCGAGUUCUGGACCAAGACGCUCAAGGCCGUCUACUGCGGCGACGAGGGCCGCCGCAAGCUCAAGGGCGCUCUCGCCAACCUGCUCUCGCGCGACGGGCUGCUGCUGAGGCUGCGGGACAUCAAGUGCCCCGUGUACUGGCUCCAGGGUACCGAAGACCCGGUCUUUGGGGUCAAACUCCCUGCUGAGCAGAUUAAACUUUUCGUCGCUUCGCCGGAGGCCACCCUGACCCUGGUCGAGGGCGGCGGCCAUUAUCUGAAUGCCACAAGCCCCAAGGAGGUGAACGAGGCGGUCCUGAGGAUGGUCAAGAAGUACGCCGCCUGAGAUUGCAGAGGGUCUGCUACGGGGAGGGCGAGCUAUAGCAUGAUUUGAAUUGAAGUGUCCAAGUAAACUGCCAAUACCUGGGCUUCACACUAUGCUUACUGGUUUC